UAAUGUGGACGAUGUGGAGUUAUAGUUGUGGACCAUCGAAAAUAGAUAGAUCUGUUCUCAAUGGUUGGACGGUGGUUGUAGGGGGAGUUUCUUAUCUUCCUAACGAAAAAUUCAUAAUUUUUGCGUGCAAAUGGCUACCGAUUCAGUCAAAUGUCAAAAUAAUCUCGGUGGAACUCAUCAAGAGCACUGUUCAAACGCGCUUGAUGUUUCCAUGGAUGCGAGGACAGAUCCUGGAGGCAUGGAGUAGUAGAAGAGGCUCGCGAGAGGACGGGAGGCAUUCAUCUACCGCCUCAACUGGGAGCCCAGGAAAGCCCUCAGGAAACUCUAACAACGCUAUGCUUGAGUCCUCACAACUAGACACCAAUAGUUUCUCUAUUAAUAUCAUCAGCAAAGAGGGAAAUAUCCUAGGGGUCAAUGUCAGGCCAGAUUUUACCAUUGAAAGGAUUAAAACGGUCGCGAUAAAACAUUUUUAUAGACAAGACCCUACUAGACUUACUUCACGUUUUAGAUUAGUUCAUGCAACAAAGUUCAAAUUGCUAGUCGAUGAUAGAAAACUUGAGGAUGAAGACAUAACAAAUUCUGAUGAAUUAAUGCUUGUUGAAAACAACCCUCCUACAACAAAUGAGAACUUGACAGAACAAGCGUUACAAGGUCCCAGUGAAGAAGUGAUCGCUCAAAUAACCGCGGAAAUACCGCUUAAAAAUCUUAAACGACCUGUGCCUAGUAUCGCAGACUCUGAAAUCGACUUUCAGAAUGAGAUACGAAAGAUUCUUAUCACCCUUGUACAAACUUCAGCAAAGCUAUUAAACCAUAGUCCUGAAGCAACUAGAAUUUGUGAAAUUAUUAAGGAAAAAUGGGAGGCAAGAAACAACCGGGCAAAUGAUCCUAAGGCCGUUAAAUAUCUUGUAGAAAUGGGAUUUUCAGAAAAGAAUGUGCUGAAGGCACUGCGUCUCUACAAUAUGAAUAUAUCGGAAGCACUUGAGUGGCUUAUAGACCAUGGAGAUAGUCCUGAGCUAGAAGAUAUUGAAUUCCCGUCUCUGGAUAUCCAAUUAGACAUGGAUCCAGGGGGGCCUAGUUCGUCAGGUUUAUCGAGUAGAAGGAAGAGCCUCAAAGGCGCAUGUAUGGAUUUAUUGAAAGGAGGGAACCUGAGCUCGAAGAGGGAACCGAAUUUAAUAAACAUUGUCACUGUGCUUGUGGAAUCCUUUCGACAAAAUAAAAAGCUGGAAUUUAAACCAAAUGUGAGAAUCAUGUCGUCUCUUCAAGAAAUGGGUUUUGAAGAGAAGAAAAUCAAUGAAGCACUCCGAGUCACUGGCAAUAAUCAGCCAAAUGCGUGCCAAUGGCUGUUGGGUGAACGACGCCGCAGCCUACAGGACUUAGACGAGGGAUUAGACCCAGAUGGACCGAUCUACAAAGCGAUUAUGUCAAACCCCCACAUUCAGCUAAGCCUCACCAGACCUACAAUGUUACUUGUGUAUCUUUCUAUGCUGGAGCGUCCGACAGCUGCAGAAACUUGGAUCAAUGAUUUAGAGGCUUCACCAGUGCUAAGUCAAAUAUAUAGGACCUACUAUGAUGAGAAACACAUCAUGCAGGAUACCACUGUUAUUAACUUGCCCAGUGGCGCGUUAAAGUUCAUUUAGUUGAUAAAAAAAAUUAUUUAAGAAAGAAUCAAAUAAAUAUAAAUUAUUGUUAAACUGUUCAAGCUAGUCGUUAUUCAGUUUGUUAACAAAUUCAUUAGCGUUUUGAAAAAUUUUAGUCGUUAGUGUAAAGACACUCCAUUGUCAAUUAACAACAAGAAAGUAUAUAAAGUGCUUGCUUAUUAAACUUAUUCGAGACUA
Messenger RNA from Athalia rosae (coleseed sawfly), 1835 nucleotides. RefSeq names its product ubiquitin-associated domain-containing protein 1 (gene Kpc2). The record is from RefSeq and is a predicted model, not a curated record. Lineage: Eukaryota; Metazoa; Arthropoda; Insecta; Hymenoptera; Athaliidae. Gene Ontology annotation, molecular function: protein binding. The transcript is spliced from 9 exons. The coding region runs from base 3 to 1637 and encodes 544 amino acids.